Salmo salar (Atlantic salmon) is the source of this 1684-nucleotide messenger RNA. Lineage: Eukaryota; Metazoa; Chordata; Actinopteri; Salmoniformes; Salmonidae. The record is from RefSeq and is a predicted model, not a curated record.
UGCCCGUUGUCAUGAUGCUUCGUCGUCAUGGCGCUUUGUUCUUCACUUCGUUUUCUUUUUCUUUCUUAUUUUCAUGCAUCCCAAAUGGCACCCAAAUCCCUAUACAGCACACUACUUCUGACCAGAGCCCAUCGAAAGAAGAGCACUACAAAGGGAAUAGGGUGCCAUGUAGGCUGCAUCCCCUGUCUACAAAGAUGAAUUUGAUUUGUUUAUUAUUUCACAGAGAGGAUAAGGGAAAAUGAGAUGUCUUUGAUGUUGGGGGGGAACUCAGUUCAGGGGAAGGUUAGUGAGAGGAACAACUCAGUUGUCAUCUCAACAAGCCACUUUUAAACUGGACGUUGGCCUUAUAAACUAGCGUUAUACUGUAGACUGUUAUUGCAGACCAUUAUAGUAGUAGUAGUAAUGUGUGUUGACAGCCCUCAGGUCAGCGGUGUUUGGUAGAAAGAUGGCACAACAUGUCAGAUGAUGAGGUGUGUAGUCUUUAACCAUAUCCUACAUGCUUCCAUACAUAUAGACCACCAUUUACCUCACAAUUCAGAAAACCAUUACAGAACAUUUACUAAAUGGGCAGACUUGGAUAAAUUACCACUUGAAAACCUAACAAACCUACCCUUUUGCUUUUUAUUUCAGUUGAUGUGCCUGUGAAUACAAUACUGAAGAUACAAGGCUCGAGUUAGAUUGGACACGUUCUAAGAAAGAGUACAGAUGCAACUGGGGGAAGCCCAAGACAACAUGGAGGAGAACAAUGAAGUCUGAUCUCCAACUACAUCAGCAAAGCUGGAGCACGGUGGAGAAGGUGGGCAGAGACCAACAGAGGUGGAGCACGGUGGAGAAGGUGGGCAGAGACCAACAGAGGUGGAGCACGGUGGAGAAGGUGGGCGGAGACCAACAGAGGUGGAGCACGGUGGAGAAGGUGGGCAGAGACCAACAGAGGUGGAGCACGGUGGAGAAGGUGGGCAGAGACCAACAGAGGUGGAGCACGGUGGAGAAGGUGGGCAGAGACCAACAGAGGUGGAGCACGGUGGAGAAGGUGGGCAGAGACCAACAGAGGUGGAGCACGGUGGAGAAGGUGGGUAGAGACCAACAGAGGUGGAGCACGGUGGAGAAGGUGGGCAGAGACCAACAGAGGUGGAGCACGGUGGAGAAGGUGGGCAGAGACCAACAGAGGUGGAGCACGGUGGAGAAGGUGGGCAGAGACCAACAGAGGUGGAGCACGGUGGAGAAGGUGGGUAGAGACCAACAGAGGUGGAGCACGGUGGAGAAGGUGGGCAGAGACCAACAGAGGUGGAGCACGGUGGAGAAGGUGGGCAGAGACCAACAGAGGUGGAGCACGGUGGAGAAGGUGGGCAGAGACCAACAGAGGUGGAGCACGGUGGAGAAGGUGGGCAGAGACCAACAGAGGUGGAGCACGGUGGAGAAGGUGGGCAGAGACCAACAGAGGUGGAGCACGGUGGAGAAGGUGGGCGGAGACCAACAGAGCUGGAGAGCCUUUGUUGCUGCCAGCUGGAACCACAGGGAUGGCUGAGUGAGUGAGCCUGAAACCCAUGAUCAACAACACAAUAACUUACUGUACAUUGGCAUGAACAGUUACUUACAUUUCAUCCACUCCUUUCAAACAGUUGCCAGAGAGAGAUAAUGGUUGCUAAGUUAUCUGUUUAAACGUGGUACUCAUGGGAGUUUGCAG